Molecule: messenger RNA, 1221 nt
Organism: Anopheles marshallii
Lineage: Eukaryota; Metazoa; Arthropoda; Insecta; Diptera; Culicidae
Product: zinc finger protein 69 homolog
Exons: 4
Coding region: 1-1221 (406 amino acids)
Biological process (GO): regulation of transcription by RNA polymerase II
Cellular component (GO): nucleus
Molecular function (GO): zinc ion binding; DNA-binding transcription factor activity, RNA polymerase II-specific; RNA polymerase II transcription regulatory region sequence-specific DNA binding
Source: RefSeq, a predicted model, not a curated record
AUGGAAGAAUUUCGCCGCGAUUUAAACGGCAUUUGCCGCUUAUGUUUGAGUGAGGAUGAAAAUAUUCUUUUUCCUGCCACUAAGUUCAUCGAUUCUACACUGACCAUCGACGAUAUAGAGUAUAUCACGGGAAUACGGGUUAUUACAAAGGAAAAUAGACCCUAUGCCGUGUGCAUCGAUUGUAAGAACAAAUUGCGAAUGUUCAACGCUUUCAGAUCGUUCUGUUUGAAUAACGAUGUUAAGUUUAGAGAACGAUUUGCGAAUGCUGCAGAAGCGGUAGCAGGUUCUGUAAAAUCAAAUUUUACCAAAGAUCAUCCUGGUAGUGCAAGUCCCAGCGUCAUCAUCGUCGAAAACAAUAUGAUAGAUGAAGUGAUUCAAAUUGAAGAAAACUCAAUCAAUGAAACUGAAAAAACAAUACGAAGCUAUGUCGACUUGCAUGCAGGUUCAUAUGAUUCCAUAACGCAUUUUGAUACGCAUAUAGAACCCCCAAAUGGGAAUGAAACUUCACCACAAGCUCUGGCACAGCCAGAAGAACGGAAAAGUCUAAUUUCGACAACUGUUAGCAAUGGCACUACUGCCGAAGUUCCAAAUACCGUAGUAAGCCUUGCCAAGGAACUUUGUACGCUUUGUGGUAAAUUAGUAAAGUCGGCAGAUAAGCAUAUGCUAACACAUUCGGCUGAUCUAAAUUUUACUUGCGAGUUCUGUCAGAAGAAAUAUGGCAGCAAAGCGUACCUAAAGCAUCACGUGAUUGCUGUACACAUGAAAAGAAUCGUAAGGACUUGUGAACCAUGCAACAUAGGGUUUCGAUACAUUGACUCUUACUCCGCUCAUUUGCGUGCAAAACACAACUUCGGAGUGCCAUUUGAAUGUAAAAUAUGCAAUCAGAAAUUUCGCCAUCGAGGUGGGCUAAGAAAUCACAGUAAUCGAAAGCAUAACUUUGCGAGCAACUGCCAAUGUCCGAUUUGCGGAAUGAUAUUAGAAGACAAGAAGCGUCUAAAGGAUCAUAGCAGAGUACAUUCGGACGAGCAACCGUUUGUCUGCAAGUAUUGCCCAAAACGAUUCAAAGGUCCUUCGGCUCGCAAGUCACAUCAAUUGAUUCACGAGGGUGUUAAGUUUCCUUGCACGGUCUGUGAUAAAAUUUACGCCUACAAAGCUUUACUGAAUGCGCACAUGAGGAAGGCACAUGUAACGGAAGAUUCGGCAAAUCCGGAUGAUUCCUGA